AUGUCUUCAUUUUCUCCUGAUAUUAAAAAAACUAUUGAGGUUGAAGUUGAUGCAUCUUCUUUCCAUAGUGAUUCUGUUGAUUUCACUAAAGAUGAUAUACAAGAUGCUGAAUCUAUUUUCCAUAAUGAAAAACAAUUAUCUGAAGGAUUAAAUACCAGAUUAAUUGGUAUGAUUAGUUUAGUUGGUGUUUUCGGAACCGGAUUAUUUUUAAGUUCGGGUGGUACAUUAGCUACAGCUGGUCCUGUGGGGAUGAUUCUUGCCUUUGUGCUUGUGGGUAUUGUUGUUGCUGCUAAUCAAAUUAGUACGUUAGAAGUUGCUUGUUUAAUGCCGGUUACUGGAUCCAAUAUUAGACAUGUUGAACAUUUUGUUGAUAAAAGUUUUGGAUUUGCUUUAGGAUAUGUGAAUGUUUAUUCAGCUAUUAUCCCCAGUGAAUUAGCUGCUACUAGUGUUGUGGUUUCAUAUUGGACAGAUAUUAACCCUGCGGUAUUCAUCACAAUUUUUGGAGUAGUGAUUAUUGCUGUUAAUUCAUAUAAAGUGAAAUGGUAUGGAGAAGUUGAAUUUUUUUUCGGGUUUUUAAAAGUUCUUUUGAUUUUAGGAUUGGUCAUAGUGGGUUUGGUGAUUGAUUUGGGUGGUGCUCCUAAUCAUGAUCGUCUUGGGUUCCGUUAUUGGAAAGAUCCAGGUCCAUUUGCUGAACGGUUUGUGACAGGGUCUACCGGUAAAUUUUUGGCAUUUUGGAAAUGUGUUUCAUCAGUGGUUUAUAGUUUUGGUGGAGUUAACCUGGUACCACUUCUUGCUGGUGAAACUAAAAAUCCACGUAGUUCCAUUUAUCGUGCCCUGAAAAGAAUAUUGGUUCGAGUAUUGAUUCUUUAUUUUUUGGCCGUUUUCAUUCUUUCAUUGAUUGUUCCUUAUAAUGAUAAAUCAAUUGCUUCACCCACAGGGAAUGCUGCCGGGUCUGCUUGGGUUAUUGCCGUGCAAAGAUCGGGGAUUAAAGUAUUACCUCAUAUUAUUAAUGCUGUGGUGUUAACUUCGGCAUUAUCAGCAGCCAAUUUAGGUCUUAUUCAUGCCAGUCGUUCAUUAUUUGGAUUGGCAUCUAAUGGACAAGCACCAAAAAUAUUCUUAAAAACUAAUAAACAUGGUCUUCCUUGGGUUGGAGUUGUAUUUGCUGCAUUAUUUUUGCCAUUGUCUUAUUUGUCAGUUAGUUCAGGUACAUCCCAAGUUUUCAGUUGGUUUCAAAGUAUAACUUCAUCUAAUCUUUUAGUCAAUUGGAGUGUUUUCGCCCUUGAUCACAUAGCAUUACAUCGUGCUCUUGAAGCUCAAGGUUAUAGUAGAGAAAAUUUGCCUUAUAAAAUUCCUGGUGGACAAUAUGCUGGUCCUGUAUCAUUAUUUUUUUCAUUAUUAUUUUUAUUUACAGGUGGAUUUGCUGUAUUUAUUAAAGGUCAAUGGAAAUUUGCCAAUUUCUUUAGUUCCUAUUUCGUUAUCCCAUUAUUUUUCGGGUUAUACAUAUUUAGCAAACUUUUUUUCAAGACCAAAUAUGUCAAACCAACAGAAGUUAAAUUGAAACCACUAUUCUAUGAUGUUAUUAAUCGUCCAGAACCUCCAAUAAAGAAAUUAAAAGGUUGGGAAAAGAUCAGUUUAUUAUGGGGAUAG
Molecule: messenger RNA, 1647 nt
Organism: Candida albicans SC5314
Lineage: Eukaryota; Fungi; Ascomycota; Pichiomycetes; Serinales; Debaryomycetaceae
Exons: 1
Coding region: 1-1647 (548 amino acids)
Biological process (GO): amino acid transmembrane transport
Cellular component (GO): membrane
Molecular function (GO): amino acid transmembrane transporter activity
Source: RefSeq, a predicted model, not a curated record